Molecule: messenger RNA, 3054 nt
Organism: Closterium sp. NIES-65
Lineage: Eukaryota; Viridiplantae; Streptophyta; Zygnematophyceae; Desmidiales; Closteriaceae
Source: the annotation of a GenBank genome assembly
AUGCUUCUCACGGCUUUCCAACCCCUUCUCGGCCUCUUAACUCUCUCCGAGCCGCCAAUUAGCGAGGCGGAAUGGUGGUUCUUCGCGGGUCUCUCCGCGUUUCUCGUCGUGUUCGCGGGCCUAAUGUCCGGGUUGACGCUCGGCCUCAUGUCGCUGAGCCCCGUGGACUUGGAGGUGCUGGUGCAGAGCGGCACGGCGGACGAGCAGCGGCAGGCGGCCGCGAUUAUCCCUGUAGUGGAGAAACAACACGAGCUGCUGGUCACGCUGCUGCUGUGCAACGCAGUUGCGAUGGAGAGCGGCACGGCGGACGAGCAGCGGCAGGCGGCGGCAAUUAUCCCUGUAGUGGAGAAACAACACGAGCUGCUGGUCACGCUGCUUCUCUGCAACGCCGUCGCGAUGGAGGUACGCGUGAAGCCUUUUGAGGCUUGCCUACUGCUGCCCUUCUUCAUGAGCACAGAUCCGCGAUGGAGAUUCGCUCGUUGCUGCAUGUCCGUUACUCCUCGAAUCAUCACAUCCUCACAUCAUUGCACCAUCCCACCAUCGCAGGCCCUGCCGGUGUUUCUCGACCGCCUGGUCCCUCCAGCUGUCGCCAUUGCACUCUCCGUCUCCUUCGUGCUGCUCUUUGGUGAGGUGAUUCCGCAAGCGGUGUGCUCGAGGUACGGGCUGGCAGUGGGCGCCAAUCUCAUUCCCCUCGUGCGCUGCCUCAUGCUUCUCUGCUGGCCCAUCGCCUUCCCCAUCGCCAAGGUGCCUCUGCCCCCCCUCUCUCUUCACUCACCCGCUUGCUCAGAAGCUUCCUGUUUUGCGACCCUCCACUGUUUUGAGCUACAUGUUUUCCCACUGCUGAAGGUGCUGGACUAUCUACUGGCGCCAGCAGCUCAAGGCACAGAGGUGUGGUGGGGAGCCAGCAGGCAAAGAGAUAUGGGGCAUGACGAUCCACCCACCCAUACCACCUCUACCCCCCCACUUCCCCCACCCACACCCUCCCCCCAGGUGUUGGACUAUCUGCUGGGGCACGAUGACCCGCUCUUCAGGCGCCAGCAGCUCAAGGCACUCGUCAGCAUCCACGGUGCAGAGGUGCGGUGGGGGGCGAGCAGUUGCAGAGGUGGGGUGAGGGAAAGGAGUGGGGUGCGAGAAGGGCGGCAUGGGAGGCGAGCUGACUCACAGCGACGUUUGGGACGUCUCAAAUUUCCACUCUCAGUUGCCAAUCCCCCCCUCCCCAUGGCCGUCCCCCACCUCUCAUGUCACCACCAGGCGGGCAUGGGAGGGGAGCUGACUCGCAGUGAGACCACCAUCAUCAGUGGCGCUCUUGAUCUCACACAGAAGGUGAGGUUCAGCCUGCGGGACACGAUGGGGCGCAUUCUAGCAAGGGGCCACAGCCGGGUGCCGGUGUAUCGGGGCCAUCCCAGCAACAUCAUAGGCGUGCUUCUCACCAAGACGCUCCUCACCGUGCGCCCCGAGGAUGAGACCCCUGUCAGCUCCAUCUCCAUCCGCCGCGUCCCCAGGAUGGCAGCGAGCUUGCCGCUGUACAGUGUGCUGAACGAGUUCCAAAAGGGCAGCUCGCACAUGGCCGUGGUCGUCAAGAAGAAAACCCCGCCCCCUCCCACCCAUGCUUCCCUCGCUGCUGCCGCUGCUGCUGCUGCCGCCGCCGCCGGUGGUGGUUCUGCUGGUGCUGCUGGUGGGGGUAUGGGGGCGGUGCAAGCAGGGGAAGUGCAAGUGGGGCAGGCAGAUGUGCUGACGAUCUCAAUGCCCACGAGCACAUCGGAGUCCUCUCAGCACGCACUCUUCAACGACCCCACCUACUGUGAGACUCACAACCAGGGAGGCAACAGCCGCCGCAACUCAGAAGACCUGCACGAGCAUGGUUAUGGCUAUGGGGGUGGGUAUGAGUAUGGGAGUGGGAAUGCGUAUGGGUAUGGACGGAGUCAGAACAGUCAGCAGCAGGAGCCCAGGACGCCUCCCCCUCAGGGGCACGCACAAGGCACUGUGUUCCGAGGAGCAUCCACUGGAGAUUCACCCUUGCAGCGCUCCCUCACUCCUCCUCCUGGCCAUUACCAUCAGCAUCCGCAUGCGUCUCACCAUCCGCAUGAGUCUCACCAUCCGCAUGCGUCUCACCAUCCGCAUGAGUCUCACCAUCAGCAGCAGCACUAUCGGUUUGAGCGCCCCAGGACGCCCCCGCCUGUGCUGCUGGCUGCAGAAACAGCGGCUCUGGCGACUGGAGGGUCUUCCGCUGCCGCUGCCUUCGCUGCUGCUGCUGCCUUCGCUGCUGCUGCUGCCAGUGCGGGAUACGAGCACACCCAUGGGGUCGCUGGUGCUCCUGGUGCUGCUGCUGGGUUUGAGCAUACCCACGCGCCUGCUGUGGCAGAGGCAGGGUUGGGUCUAAUCCACACGGAGGCACAUGCACCCAAGCGUGUGCAGUGGCAGGAGCACCCAGGCAUGCCUCGUGCAGGCCUGUCUGUGGGCGCUGUAUCUCGUACUCAUGCAGCAGGUGCAGCAGGGGGGGCGGUAGGAGCAGCAGCAGCAGGUGGGCUAACAGGGGGCGGAGCAGGAGGGUGGGCAGGGUGCGGAGCAGGGGGUGCAGCAGCGGGGGGAGCAGGGGAGGAGGAGGGUAUAGAUGUGGUGUAUACUACCAAGGAGCGGAAGGCAAGGGCGGGGAGGAGGGAGGGCCAUGGAGGGAGUGGGAGGGCGGAGGGGCAGAGGAGAGAGCAGGAGAGGGAAGGGGCAGUGGGAGGGUGGAGGUGGGAGAGGAGGGAUGAGACGGAGGAGGUGGUGGGGAUUAUCACACUGGAAGACGUGAUUGAGGAGCUGCUGCAGGUGCGUAAAAGGCCAACUGCGGUUGUGUGCAGUUGUGUGCAGCUGUGUGCGGUCGUGAGACGGAAAGUUUUAAUCGAGGAGCUAUUGCAGUGCAGGUGUGCUGGUUCCUCGCAUGCUGUCGUGUGCGAUGGGAAGGCCAUUGAGGGCCCAUCUAUGCUCGCUCUCCUGUACAACACCUAUCCUUGUUUCUCCAUUGUGUUCUCCUUCCUCCUAGGUGGUCCCACAGGAGGAGACAGUGGAUGA